Quercus lobata is the source of this 2659-nucleotide messenger RNA. Its product is annotated as receptor-like kinase TMK4. The record is from RefSeq and is a predicted model, not a curated record. Gene Ontology annotation, biological process: protein phosphorylation. Bases 16 to 2481 code for a protein of 821 amino acids. Gene Ontology annotation, molecular function: protein kinase activity; ATP binding; protein binding. The transcript has 2 exons. Lineage: Eukaryota; Viridiplantae; Streptophyta; Magnoliopsida; Fagales; Fagaceae.
GAUGACGCCGCAGUCAUGGCCAAGCUCCUUGCCUCCUUUAGCACCGCCCCAAGCGGCUGGUCUAACAGCACAGACUACUGCAAUUGGACAAACGUUGUCUGCGACCGAGGCCGUGUCACUGAUAUCGAAUUAAUUUCUCAGUCUCUCUCAGGCACUCUUCCCUCGGAUCUCGGCACUCUCACCCAACUCGAGACUCUUUCUCUCCAAGAAAACUCUUUCUCUGGACCAAUGCCCUCCUUUGCCAACCACACUUCUCUCCGAUAUCUCUACCUUGACAACAACAACUUCUCCUCCAUUCCUUCAGGUUUCUUCCAAGGACUCACAAACUUACAGGUCUUAUACUUGAGCGAAAACCAUAAUAUUGCACCUUGGACCAUCCCUACCGAGUUGACUCAGGCCACUAGUUUACUCAGAUUCUAUGCUAGCGAUACAAACAUUUUCGGGUCUUUACCAGAUUUCUUUGGUUCCUUCCCGAAUCUUACGGAUCUCGGACUUGCUUAUAACAAUCUCAGUGGCACUUUACCUCAAUCCUUAGGAGGAUCCAGUAUUCGAAAACUCAGGCUCGAAAGGCAGAAAAAUGGCUUGUCGGGUACUAUCGACGUGUUGUCGUCGAUGACACAGUUGUCCCAAGUGUGGCUAUUCGAGAACGAGUUCACUGGUCCAAUCCCAGACUUGUCAAACUCUACAAGUUUGUUCGAUCUUCAGCUCAGUGACAACCAGUUCACAGGCCUCAUCCCAGACUCAUUGAUGUCAAUUGCCACAUUGAGAAACGUUUCCUUGGAUAACAAUGAGCUCCAAGGGCCUUACCCACAGUUCCCAUCUAGCGUAACUAAUCACACUCUUGGUACCAAUAGCUUCUGUAGAAACACCCCAGGUCCUUGUGAUGACCAAGUGACCACAUUGCUUGAAAUCGCUGCAGCAUUUGGGUAUCCAAGCAAGCUAGCCAAAUCUUGGACAGGUAACAACGCCUGCGUUGGCUGGACUUCCAUUAUCUGCGAUUCGCAGGAUAAUAUUAUCACUAUCAAUUUUGCUAAGCAGCAAUUUGUUGGGACGAUCUCUCCUGCCUUUGCAAAACUCACAUCGUUGAGGAAUUUGUUUCUGGGUGAUAACAAAUUGACGGGUUCCAUUCCGGAUGCUUUGACCAACAUAACAAGACUACAGGUUCUUGAUAUCUCGAACAAUAACCUUUCUGGGUUGAUACCAAAAUUUGGAGAUUCUGUGAACCUAACUACGACCGGUAAUCCUUUGAUUGGGACGAAUGGCACAUCGCCUAGUGGGAAUAAAGCUGGAAUGGGGUCAAGUGGUGCUUCCGUCUUGCCUGGUAUGAUUGCUGGUAUAGUUAUUGCUGUGAUCAUAUUUGUUGUGGUUGUGUUAUUUAUCUCAAUUAAAUGUUAUGUUAGUAGCAGGCAUAGGAAGUUUGGAGGAGUGGUAAAUCCUGAAAAUGGAGGCACAACUAGUGUACCGAAUAUUGAAAUUUCGAUUGAAGUUCUAAAGCAGGUGACCAACAAUUUCAAUGAAGAUAACAUUCUGGGUAGGGGAGGUUUUGGAGUUGUCUACAAAGGAGAAUACUAUGAUGGGACUAAAGUUGCCGUGAAAAGGAUGGAAUCUGCUGCAAGGGGUAGCAAAGGAAUCAAUGAUUAUCAGGCAGAGAUUUCAGUCCUUACUAAAGUGAGGCAUAUUCAUUUGGUUUCUCUUUUAGGAUGCUGUAUCAAUGGCAACGAGAGGCUUUUGGUAUAUGAGUACAUGCCACAAGGGACGUUAACACAACAUUUGUUUGAUUUGGGUGAGAAUGGGUGUUCACCUCUUACUUGGAAGCAGAGGAUUCAGAUAGCGAUGGAUGUGGCACGAGGAGUGGAAUACCUGCAUACUUUAGCUCCCCAAAUUUUCAUUCAUAGAGAUUUAAAGCCUUCCAACAUACUUCUUGGGGAUGAUAUGAGGGCCAAGGUUGCAGAUUUUGGUUUGGUUAAAAUUGCCCCUGAUGGGAAGAAUCCUGUAUCGACGCGAGUAGCUGGGACUUUUGGUUAUCUUGCACCAGAAUAUGGAGCUACCGGAAGAGUGACCACCAAAGCAGAUGUAUAUGCAUUUGGAGUGGUAUUGAUGCAACUGAUUACCGGAAGAAAAGCAGUAGAUGAUACUCUGCCAGAUGACAACCCUCAUCUGGUCACAUGGUUUUGCAGGAUUCUAAACAACAAGGAGAGCAUCGCCAAGGCAAUUGACCAAACUAUUAACCCUGAUGAGGAAACCAUGGAGAGCAUAUACAGAGUGGCUGAGCUUGCAGGACAUUGUACUACUCCCAAGCCAUACCAAAGACCGGAUAUAGGGUAUGUAGUCAACAUCUUAAGCCCUCUUAUAGGGCAGUGGAAACCAACAUGUCAUAAAUUAGAUCACAAAUUUCCCACUUCUCAUGGAGUAGAGGACAUCUAUGACUUUGACCAAGACAUAAGCCUUCCUCAAGAUCUACGAAGUUGGCAAACGAUGUAGAACCAACAACUCUAGUCCAAACGCCUAUAUACAUAUUAAAUUCUUUGUGUAAGAGCCAAAGAUAUGUUUUUCUGUAUUUUUGAUCUUUUUUGGAGUAAUUUUUACUUGUGGAGAGUGAAUUAAUAUGGUAUCUCUGUGAGAGCUGAGACUUCAAACUUUUGUAUUUUGCAUUGCAAGC